AUGCGGCUGCGGCCUCGCCCGUUUUCCCCAAAAGAACGCGAACACAAAUCUCCGCAUGUGGAUCCAUGGCCCGUCCAAGCCCGUGGAAUAAGUUGCUCAGAGAUAAAGAUAAAGAUAAAAGACAAAGCGUUCAGCUGUAGCACCCUCCCGGUGCCUAGCUGCCAUGCCACCCUAAGGGAGCACGAGGGCUGGGAUACUGCCAGGUUGCCCAAGCCUAGACAGGGGAAGUCGAGUGGCGGAGGUCGGAUUCGAACCACGGACCUUCAG
Opisthorchis viverrini is the source of this 267-nucleotide messenger RNA. RefSeq lists its product as hypothetical. NCBI's taxonomy places the organism in Eukaryota, Metazoa, Platyhelminthes, Trematoda, Opisthorchiida, Opisthorchiidae. The transcript has 2 exons. The record is from RefSeq and is a predicted model, not a curated record. The annotation marks the transcript as partial.